AUGAAAAGCUAUGAAAAUUCAAAAAAAUAAAGUCCUUCUUUGAUAAAUUAUACCAAUAACAGUUUUAGUAAAAAGAAAUAAGAUCCAAGUAUUUUAAUAAUUAAAUUUUUAUAGUAAAAUAAAGUGGUUGCAUAUAUAAUAAUGAAGUUCCUCAAUCUCAAUAAGAAUUAUAAAAAAUAAUCCAAAUUUAUUAAAUCUAAUAUUUUGAUCCUUCUAUAUAACUUCCAUAACCAUUAGAUAUUUAGAUUAGUUAUGAACAUCUCAUAGAUCUUUAUACAGAAUUAGAAUAAGAAGUUACCUUUAGAAAAACAACUUUUAAAGCUAAACAAUAUUUUGCUUCAAAAGAUCCAAGAUAUUUAUAGAUAAACAAAAGUAAUCUAUUCUUUCUCUAAUUUCUAGAUGAAAAAAUUGAGGCUAUUUCUUAAAUAGAAGGAUGGAUCUUAGGAAAAAAUGAGUUUGGACAUAUAGGCUGCUGUGCCUAUUCUUAUAUACAAAAAUUAUGA
Messenger RNA from Paramecium sonneborni, 503 nucleotides. The record is from the annotation of a GenBank genome assembly. Lineage: Eukaryota; Ciliophora; Oligohymenophorea; Peniculida; Parameciidae.